CUAAAGGUUCCUUGGAUUUUUUUUGCCGGAUCUCCCCCAAGGCCAAUCGAAGCUCUCCUUCAUUAUCUGCUCGCCGUUUCACUGAUCUCUCCUCUCUCUGGCCACUCCCUACGCCGCCGUCGCUGCAGGCCAGACAUUGCUCAUGGAUGCAAUCAGGAAGAAGGCGACGAGACUCAGAGAGCAGGUCGCCAAACAGCAGCAGGCUGUCCUAAAACAAUUUUAUGGAAGUUCUGAAAACAUUGUUACUGACGACUUUGAACUCCAUCAACACCAGAAACUUGAAAAGCUUUUCACCUCAACACGCACAGCAAAGCAUUAUCAAAGGGAUUUAGUGCGUGGUGUGGAAGGUUAUAUUGUUACUGGAUCUAAGCAGGUUGAAAUCGGUACAAAAUUAUCUGAAGAUAGCAGGAAAUAUGGAGUUGAUAAUACUUGUACCAGUGGCAAUAUUCUUGCAAAAGCAGCCUUAGAUUAUGCAAGGGCUCGUUCUCAGAUUGAAAAGGAGCGCGGAAACCUAUUGAAGGCAUUUGGUGCACAGGUUGCAGAGCCUUUAAGGGCCAUGGUAAUGGGUGCUCCAUUGGAGGAUGCACGACAUCUUACUCAGCGUUAUGACAAAAUUCGACAGGAAGCUGAAGCUCAGGCUAUUGAAGUUUCAAGGCGUCAGCAGAAAGUUAGAGAAGCUCCUGGCAAUGUUGAUAAUAGUUUAAAGGUGGAAGCUGCUGAAUCGAGGCUUAUGGAGUUGAAAUCAAAUAUGUCUAUCUUAGGUAAGGAGGCUGUUGCAGCAAUGUCUGCUGUUGAAGCUCAGCAACAAAGAUUGACCUUACAGCGGCUUUUUACAAUGAUUGAGUCAGAAAAAAACUUCCAUCUAAGAGUGCUGCAAAUCCUUGAGCAACUGGAAGGAGAGAUGAUUUCAGUAUCUUCAUCUCCUGCUUCACUUAUUGAACCGGAUAUAGCUCCACCUCCAACCUAUGAAGAAGCUAAUGGCAUUUUUAGUUCUAAUCCAGUUAAUGGCCUGACUGAUUCCAUGGGAUAUUUUUUAGCCGAAGUCAUCCAAUCGUAUCAGGCUGAAACUAAUGUCGAACUCAACUUGUCAGUUGGGGACUAUGUGGUUGUACGAAAGGUCUCCGGUAACGGAUGGGCAGAGGGUGAAUGCAAAGGAAAAGCUGGUUGGUUUCCUUAUGGCUAUAUUGAAAGAAGAGAUCGUGUUCUUGCAAGUAAGAUUGCUGAAGUUUUUUAAUAUUUGUAGUGCAUAAACUGAAGCCUUGUAGUGAAGACCGAGUAAAUGCAUAUUUUUAAAUGUAAUGGAAACGCAUAAUGCUUGUUA
This is a messenger RNA of Phalaenopsis equestris, 1321 nucleotides long. RefSeq names its product SH3 domain-containing protein 2. Gene Ontology annotation, molecular function: protein binding. The coding region runs from base 143 to 1234 and encodes 363 amino acids. NCBI's taxonomy places the organism in Eukaryota, Viridiplantae, Streptophyta, Magnoliopsida, Asparagales, Orchidaceae. The record is from RefSeq and is a predicted model, not a curated record. The transcript has 10 exons.